This is a messenger RNA of Chenopodium quinoa (quinoa), 552 nucleotides long. RefSeq lists its product as uncharacterized. The record is from RefSeq and is a predicted model, not a curated record. The transcript has a single exon. Bases 1 to 552 code for a protein of 183 amino acids. NCBI's taxonomy places the organism in Eukaryota, Viridiplantae, Streptophyta, Magnoliopsida, Caryophyllales, Amaranthaceae.
AUGGCGUACAGUUAUAUCCUACGACAUCCGAAAAGUGGAAACUCAGGCGGAGACGCUGUCCAACGUGCCCAUGAGUAUUAUGCAAAACUCAAUCAUGGAAAACACUUUACUUUGAUGCAUUGUUUUGAAACAAUGCAAAAUUGUCCUAAAUGGGACCCACAUAUGGUCCAACAGCUUCCUUUGGAGAGCGAGGGAAGUGGGAAACGAUCCGAACCAGAAUCAUCAAGUGUGGGUGCUGGAAAAAAGCGGCCUAUGGGUAUAAAAAAAUCAAAGAGUUUAGCUGCAGAAGGUAGUAAUUCUUCUACAUCGAUAAACCUUGAAGCUUUCAACACAACUCUUGACGAAACUAGUGAUAAGUGGCUUGAUCAAGGAGAACGAAUGAUCGACUUGAUAAGUAAAAGGAGCGAAGAUAGGAAAAAGCUAAAGGAGGAGGAGAUGAAAUUUAGCAUGUUACGUUCGUUGAUGGAAAAACCUGUCCUCGAUGAAUUUGAAGUCGAAAUGUACAAGAAGCUUAGAGAGGAGUUUAGUAACAGGUUUUUUUAUAGAUAUUAG